CGGGGCUUCCUGUAUGCUGCCGCUGCCGGGUGUCCAUGGCCCGCACCCCCAAGCUGCCACUGCAGCAGUCAGAGUGGCGGCCAGAGGCUCGGUCCAUGCUGUGCUCCCUGGACGGUGUUAGCGAGGCUGAGCAAGAGGCCUCAGUGUCUCGACACCUAAGAUUGCAAGGACGGAGCGUCACCAGGUCGGAGGACCAUGUUGCGCCGCAAACCCUCCAACGCCAGCGAUAAGGAGCCCACUCAGAAGAGAAAGCUCUCACUCCAGCGCUCCAGCAGCUUCAAGGAUUUUGCCAAAUCCAAACCCAGCUCCCCCGUGGUGAGCGAGAAGGAAUUUAACCUGGAUGAUAAUAUUCCAGAAGAUGACUCAGGUGUCCCUAUCCCAGAAGAUGCCGGGAAGAGUGGCAAAAAGCUGGGGAAGAAGUGGAGGGCCGUGAUUUCCCGAACCAUGAACAGGAAGAUGGGCAAGAUGAUGGUGAAGGCCCUGUCAGAAGAGAUGGGAGACACUCUGGAGGAGGGCUCAGCCUCCCCGACUUCACCAGACUGCAGCCUGGACAGCCCCAGCCCUGAGAAGAUGGCACUGGCCUUUUCUGAGCAGGAGCAGGAGCUUCCGGCACUUAGCCGCCAGGCAUCCACAGGCAGUGAGCUCUGCAGCCCCAGCCCAGGCUCUGGCAGCUUCGGAGAGGAACCACCUGCCCCACAGUACACAGGGCCCUUCUGUGGCAGGGCACGAGUCCACACCGACUUCACUCCCAGCCCCUAUGACCAUGACUCGCUGAAACUGCAGAAAGGAGAUGUGAUCCAGAUCAUUGAAAAGCCACCUGUGGGCACAUGGCUGGGCCUGCUCAAUGGCAGGCUGGGAUCUUUCAAGUUCAUCUAUGUGGAUGUGCUGCCUGAGGAGGCCGCAGGACCUGCCCGCCCCACCCGCCGACAAAGCAAGGGCAAGAGGCCCAAGCCCAAGACUCUGCAUGAGCUACUGGAGCGCAUAGGCCUGGAGGAGCACACGUCCACCCUGCUGCUCAAUGGCUACCAGACACUGGAGGACUUCAAAGAGCUGCGGGAAACACACCUCAAUGAGCUGAACAUCAUGGACCCACAGCACCGGGCCAAGCUGCUCACGGCCGCCGAGCUGUUGCUGGACUACGACACCGGCAGCGAGGAGGCGGAAGAGGGCACCGAGAGCAGCCAGGAGCCAGCGGCAAACACAGUGUCCGAACCCAAGGUGGACAUUCCUCGCGACUCUGGCUGCUUCGAGGGCUCAGAGAGCGGGCGUGAUGAGACGGAGCUGGCGGGCCCUGAGGAGCAGCUGCAGGGCCUCUCCCUGUCCGGGGCGCCUUGAGGCAGAGGCGGCGGCACAGGCCGAGGCUGGGCCCCAGCGGCAAACACUGGGGAUGGGCCCGGCCUCCCACAGAGGCCCAGACCCCAGAGGACUGGUGCCGAGUCUGGCCCUGCUCCCCUAGAGGUGCCCAGGGCUGCGGAGGCCGGCCAAGGCCCUCCCUGUAGGUUUGGCUGGAGUGGAUGCAGAGCCACCCAAGGGCAUGUCCCACCCACCCAGUCCCCUCCCUCCACCAGCUACUGACAGCACAGAACUUCCAGGCACUGCCUGCUCCCAGUCACAGCAAGUGGGACACUGUGGGGCCAUCCUACCCAUGUCCCUCACCACCGAGGCCCCCAAACCCUCCUCACCCUCACACCACUUUCCCCUGUCACACUGCUCCUGAAAAGGGGGCCAAGUCAAUGUUUCAGGUACGUUUCAAAACCCCAGGGAGGCUGGCCAUUUGAAAGGACCCUAACUCAUCAUGGGUCCAUACAGACUUCCCCGAACAAGGCUUGAAGAAAGCCACAUGGACCUUCCCCACAUUCCUUCUCCUUAACUUUUUGAGAGGUCUGGCCACUAAAUUGCCAUCUGACUUAAACCAAGUGCUUUCCCCAAUUAAGGUCUAGGACUGGUGAGGAUUAGAGUGGAUACUGCUGAGGACCUUGCCAGCUCUGACAUUCUGUGACGUUAAAAGUCUGCUCUCCUGUCACCUGUGGCUGAGGACACCAGUGGGGUUUACUGAGGGAGCUGAAGGGACUUUGGGCUCCCAAAUGAAACGGCUCCUCCUGCUCAUUCGUUCCAUACCUCCCCACGUGACUCAAGCCAAGCUACAACUUCCCCCAGCUUAAAACAAUAUGACCCUCCCUUUCCACUCCUGGCACCAUCCAAUGACACUUCCCCUGAAGGCCAAUGGCAGAUAGAUCUGACUUCCAAGGACAGAACUGCCCCUCUGAAGCCAGAUGCAAGUCUGGACUCAGACUUGGCCCCCUGUAAGGGUUCUUAGAAACAAAGAAAGCAUGAAGCUUGACACUGGGGAGUCCACUACCCCCAACUUUGCUUUCCAAGAGGUUUUGAUGUACAGUUCUAGAACGGGAGGAAGCUUAUCUGUCGGUGGGGGCCCUCCCUUGAUGUUAAUACCAAGUCUGUGCCCUGAAUUCCCAGAGUAAACCUUCCCCAGGGUCCAACUGGCCUGGGGACAGGGCCCACUACGUCUAGGACGGCCUGCUUCGUGAACACACUUCUCAACCUACUAUGAAGAAUUUUGGUAAAAGCUACCUUGGGGAAAAGGUUUGGGUGUAAAUAUGAGGGGAUGGAGGCGGAUAAGUUGGCAGCAAUAAACAUAGGUAGAACUAAA
Messenger RNA from Prionailurus viverrinus (fishing cat), 2668 nucleotides. RefSeq names its product SAM and SH3 domain containing 3 (gene SASH3). The transcript is spliced from 8 exons. Gene Ontology annotation, molecular function: protein binding. Gene Ontology annotation, cellular component: nucleus; cytoplasm. The record is from RefSeq and is a predicted model, not a curated record. The coding region runs from base 196 to 1335 and encodes 379 amino acids. Lineage: Eukaryota; Metazoa; Chordata; Mammalia; Carnivora; Felidae. Gene Ontology annotation, biological process: positive regulation of B cell proliferation; positive regulation of adaptive immune response; positive regulation of immunoglobulin production.